Rhizopus microsporus ATCC 52813 is the source of this 864-nucleotide messenger RNA. Its product is annotated as SYF2-domain-containing protein. NCBI's taxonomy places the organism in Eukaryota, Fungi, Mucoromycota, Mucoromycetes, Mucorales, Rhizopodaceae. The transcript is spliced from 4 exons. Bases 1 to 864 code for a protein of 287 amino acids. The record is from RefSeq and is a predicted model, not a curated record. Gene Ontology annotation, cellular component: Prp19 complex; catalytic step 2 spliceosome; post-mRNA release spliceosomal complex.
AUGGCCGCAAAAAAGAGAGCAACAAACAGCAAACAAACCAAAACUGUACAAGAAGAGCACCCAGCAUCAGAAACUGAACAGAACAACAAUGUGCAAGAAGAGUUACCAAAAAAGAGACAACAUAACGAAAUACAACAAGAGAUAGAACAUGAGGAAUCUAAACCAUCAACAAGUUCACUGGAAGAAAAAAUGGCUAAAUUAAAGCAAUUGCAAAAGCGUCGAGCAACAGAAGUUGAACAAGGCAAUCGACGUGAUCGUAAUUUGGAGUUUCAGCGUAGUAAAGAAAACCCAAGGCUUGAGGCAAAACUCGAGCGAAAGAAGGAGGAAGCAUUGAAACUAUUGGAAAAACAAGAAGCCAGGGAUAACGGAGAAGAUUUUGAGAGAAAGCAGUUUUGGAAAUAUUCGGCCGAGUCUGCAGAAGCUUGGGAAAAGAAACAGGCAAAGAAGGCAAAAAUGGCAAACAAUGGCUUUACAGAUUACACACAGCUUGCACAUAAGAAAUAUGUUCGCUUGAUGUCUGAAUUUAAGCCUGAUUUGUCCACAUACAAAGAGAAACAGCUUGAAGUAAUUGAGCGUGCUAUUCGCAACGGAGAAGAUCCUUCUGAUGUUGUAGCGAUGGCAAAUAGUCUUGAUUAUGCUAGUGUGAAUGACAAGCCUUCUAAGGAAGCUAUUGAAAAAUUGGCUGCAGAAACAAAGAAACAAAUUGAAAAGCGUGAAACACGAUCUCGUGAACGUAAAGAAAUUGUGGAUGAUAUUUCAUGGAUCAACGAAAAGAAUCGUGUCUUUAACCAAAAGAUUGCUCGAUUUUAUGAUAAGUAUACAAAGGAGAUUCGUGAAAACCUCGAGAGAGGUACUGCAUUGUAG